AUGCCCCGCAUGCCCCUACCCCUUGCUAACGUCAGAACAGUUGCUGAGCGCCACAGCAACAGCAACGGCAACAGCAACGGCAACAGCAACAGCAACGGCAACAGCAGCGCCUGCAGCCCCAAGAUGGGCUCACGUCGCAUUUUCACGCCGCAGUUCAAGCUGCAGGUGCUUGAGUCGUAUCGCAACGACAACGACUGCAAGGGCAAUCAGCGUGCCACGGCGCGCAAGUACAACAUACAUCGCCGCCAGAUACAAAAGUGGCUGCAAUGCGAGCCCAACUUGCGCUCCUCGGUGGCCAACAAUCAGCACCAGCAGCAGCAUCAGCAGCAGCAGCAACAGCAGCAGCAGCAACAAUUGCAGCAGCAACAUCAUCAUCAUCAUCAGCAGCAGCAGCAGCAGCAGCAACAGUUGCAGUUGCAGCAGCAGCAACAGCAGCAGCCAGCGCCGGCGCCUUUGAAGCCGCAUCAGUUUCAUCAGCAUCUUUUGGCACAUCACCAUCACCAUCAUCAUCAUCAUCAUCCGCAUGGAGCAGCCGCCGCCGCCUCGAUGGCAGCAGCUGUUGCUGCCGCGCGUGCGCAUCAGUUGCUGACGAACGGCUUCGCCGCGCCGCAUACGCAUGCGCAUGCGCAUCAUGUGGCAGCAGCAGCGGCAGCGGCAGCAGCAGCAGCAGCGGCGGGCGCCUUGCCGCCGCUGCAGCACAGUAAUGGCACGACAGCAACAGUUGCUGGUGCAGCAACAACAGCAACAACAGCAGCAGCAGCGGCCGGCAGCAACAGCAACAACAGCUUGUCAGCGGCCAAAAUUGCCGCCGUUGUGGCAGCAUUUGCCAGCAACAGCAGCAGCAACAACAACAACAACAACAGCAGCAGCAGCAACAACAACAACAACAACAAUUGCCAACACAGCAGCAGCAGCAACAGUUGCAGCAGCGCCACAACGUUGCCAUAUUGCACAAUAACACAGCAGCAACAAGUGCCAAAUGCCGUGCCACUGAACAGCAGCCACAGCUGCAACAGCCAGCACAUUCCUCAGCCCGCAGCAACACAGCAGCAACAUGCCGCACAGCAACAGCAGCAGCAGCACCAGCAGCAGCCGCCGCCUUUGGUAUAUGGUUAUGCGCCUGCCGCCUAUUUGCCGCUGACCGCGCCCAUGGAUCUGUCGCUGAGCAGCGCGGCGCGGCGACAACGCGAGCAGCAGCAACAGUUGCAGCACGAGCAGCAGCAACAGUUGCCGCUGGGCUGUCGCAAGCGUGCGGCGCAAUCGCCCUGGCUGGGUGGCAGCACGCCGGCGGACAAGCUGAGCAAACUGGAGGCCAUCAAAUGCGAGCCCAGCGACAACGAGGCGGAGGACGAUGUGGACAUCGAUGUCGAUGUCGAGGCCGACACGGAGGCAGCAACUGUUGCUGAGCGCAAGCUGCCCGCCAAGCAGGUCAAGCUCUUCAAGCCCUAUCUGCUGGACGAGAGUGCGGCGGAGUCACAAUGGGUGCCGGAACCGGAACCGGAGCGGGAGCCGGAGCGGGAGCGGGAGCGUGAGCGGGAACAGCAACUGGAGCUGCGCGUUGAGGAUGAACGCGCCGCCGAUGCCGAUGAUGAGGAGCAUGCCACGCUCAAUGGCGGCAGCAAGAAGAAGAAGCGCGUAGCGCCCAAACAACGGGAGCCAAUCAUCUGGAGCAAUCAUCCCUUUGCCAGCGGCAGCAGCAGCAGCAGCUGCUUUCAGUCGCCGCCGCCGCCGCUGCUGAUGCCAUACGCUGCCGCUGCCGCCGCCGCCGCGCCGCUGCCGCCGUUUCACGCCGGGAGUCCUCAGCAGCAGCAGCAACAGCAGCAGCAGCAGCAGUUUCAAGGCGGCGGCAGCAACAGCAGCAGCAGCAGCAGCAACAGCAGCAAUUGCGGCGGCAGCAAGCCCGCCACGCCCACCAUUAAUGUGCUCAGCCCCUUCUCGGCGCCGGCGCUAUCGCCCAUCGGUUUCUGCUGCCCCAAAGGGUCGCCCGUUUCCGGCUACGAGAGCAGCUCCUCCACCUACAGCGACAGCCCCAGCGCCAGCUCCACGCACAGUUACAGCCUCAAUCUGCAGCUCCAUGCCGCCGUCUACAACGACAACUUGAUGCAACAGCAACAGCAACAACAGCAGCAGCAGCAGCAACAGCAGCAACAGCAACAGCAGCAACAGUUGCUGCAGCGCUGGCUGGAUCGGGAGGCGCUGGCACGCCUUAACUCGGCCGCAGCGGGCGGUGCGGCUGUUGUGGUCGCUGCCACGCCCACAAGCAGUACCAGGGCAGCGCCCAUAACGCUGCUGGCCUAAGCAAACGCAGCGGAAACAGUUGCUAAUCGAAGCGACAACAAUCACAACAACAACAACAACAAAAACCCACCUAAGGAGCGGGCGGCUGGAGGGAAGGAGGCGUGGCCUAGGGCCUUGUAAGUUAAUUAACGAAA
Messenger RNA from Drosophila virilis, 2432 nucleotides. RefSeq names its product transcriptional repressor brinker (gene brk). Lineage: Eukaryota; Metazoa; Arthropoda; Insecta; Diptera; Drosophilidae. The record is from RefSeq and is a predicted model, not a curated record.